This is a messenger RNA of Spinacia oleracea (spinach), 2535 nucleotides long. RefSeq names its product pentatricopeptide repeat-containing protein At3g26630, chloroplastic. Gene Ontology annotation, biological process: RNA modification. Lineage: Eukaryota; Viridiplantae; Streptophyta; Magnoliopsida; Caryophyllales; Amaranthaceae. The transcript is spliced from 2 exons. The record is from RefSeq and is a predicted model, not a curated record. The coding region runs from base 150 to 1406 and encodes 418 amino acids. Gene Ontology annotation, molecular function: RNA binding; protein binding.
ACUCUUUUUUUUUUUUUUUUUUUUUGAUUUUUUAUGGGAUAGUCAUAGACGAGUGAACGGAGCGCUUAGGUGGCCCGCCUAAUCCACCCAACCACGGCCACAUCUGUUGGGCACCUGCUCACUGCUCGGAGUUCUCAACCGCUGCUUUAAUGGCCAUAUGCUUCUCCUCACCUCCGGAUUUUAUCUCUCCUUCAAACAUCCAACCUCUCCUGCAACACUGCUCAAAUCCACACCACCUCACCCAAAUCCAUGCCAAAAUUAUCCGCUCAAAUCUCUCUUCCAACCCCCUUAUCGCCACGCAAUUACUACGCCUUUAUUCUUCAUAUGGAAAUCUCAACUACGCCACUUCAAUUUUCCAACAAAUUCAGUCUCCUUCAACCUUCCCCUGGAAUCUCAUAAUCAGAGCUCACACUAUCAACGGUUCUCCUUCUCUGUCUCUCACCCUGUACAAUCUUAUGAUCUGCGCCGGCGUUACACCUGAUAAAUUCACCUUUCCAUUCGUGAUCAAAGCUUGUUCCGCUUCUUUGAAUGUCGACAAGGGGAAGGAGGUUCAUGCUUUCGCUGUUAAAACUGGGUUUUAUGGUAAAGAUAUGUUUGUUAAGAAUACACUUUUGGAUAUGUAUGUAAAAUGUGGGGUUUUGGAGUAUGCACGCAAGGUGUUUGAUGAAAUUCCUGUAAGAAAUGUUGUGUCUUGGACUACUAUGGUUUCGGGUUUGAUUGGGUUUGGGGAGUUGGAUCAUGCUAGGAGACUGUUUGAUCAAAUGCCGGUUAGAAAUGUGGUUUCUUGGACUGCUAUGAUUAAUGGGUAUGUGGCGAAUGGGAGGCCUCAAGAGGCGUUCGAUUUGUUCUCCGAGAUGCAGCCGGAAGGAGUGAGGCCUAAUGAGUUCACUCUUGUUAGCUUGCUGAGAGCGUGUACAGAAAUGGGGAGUCUUAACUUAGGGGCUUGGGUACAUGAUUAUGCUUUGAAUAAUGGGUUUCAAUUGGGUGUCUACCUUGGGACUGCCCUCAUUGAUAUGUAUAGUAAGUGUGGUAGUUUAGAAGAGGCGAGGAAAGUGUUUGAUUUGAUGGAAAUAAGGAGCUUAGCUACUUGGAACUCCAUGAUUUCUAGCUUCGGUGUGCACGGGUGUGGGGAGGAGGCAUUGGCAGUUUUUGAGGAAAUGAUGGAGGAAAAGAUAAUGCCUGAUGCAAUCACAUUUGUUGGGGUACUGAGUGCUUGUGUUCAAACAGAUAGAGUGGAUGAAGGUUUAAAUUACUUUAAAUUCAUGACUCAAGUGUGUGGUAUUAUGCCUGUUUUAGAGCAUUAUGUUUGUAUGUUUGAGCUGUGGGGUCGGGCCAAGGUUAAUGCCGAGACCAGAUCAUACAAUGGUCAAAGAUUUUUACUGAGGACUGGAACUUUGAUGUUCUAGGAAAGCCUUUACGGUAGAUGAGUUCCAUGGAUAUUUAGAGUGUGUAUCAUGUCAAUGACCGUGCUGCUGAUUUCUGAAAGAAGAUGCGAGCUGCUGGGAUAUAGAGCAAAGCUGCUAAUUUUGAGUCAAUCAGAGGCCCAUUUUUUAGGUGGUUCAUCCUGCAAGCAUGGAUUUCAUGAACUAUACAAUGCCAUCCAGGCUGACAUCCCAACCCGGGGGUAUACUCGAUUUUUGAUGAACUGCCUAUGAUGGAGGCUUGGAGGAUCAUAAACUCGGGGAGUCAGCAUAUCAGAGCUGAGUUCAGAGUGCUCACUUACAUUUCAGAGUAGAGAGAAAAUUUUGCUUAAAAUUCGGGGAAGAUGCAUGAUUGGGCUCCACCGCUGAUAGCUUCAGCCCUGUUUGCACUCCUCCAACCAGGUUUGAUCAUUCAAGUACCCGGAAAGCAACAGUCAGUCGGUUUCAUGAGUAUGAAUACCAGUGUAGGAUCCAUUCUUUUCCAUGUUGUUAUCUAUGGUUUGUUGCUUAUGUUAUUUCUUGUUUUUCUUGAUAUCCAUCUCUAUGUCUAAGAUGGCAGCAGAAUUUUUAGUAAACUGAAGCUUCUUAGCUUUAAGUAAUAUCUGAAGAGAGGGAAGGAGGAGUUUUUGUUCUGGUUGAAUUUGGAUUGUGUUCUCUGUUUCUGCUGUACUGCAGUCUGCAUAAAUAAGAAACAAAUUGGUCAUGUUGCAAACUGUUUCCAUAAAAAUCUUCAAGUUUGGUAUGGAUUGAGGGAAAUCCCUGUUCUGAAACUAUCACGGCCGUAGUCUGAUUCACUGACUGAUUUGUCCUGGUGAGCUCGAACGUUGCAGUUUUCAAGUGCUUUUUUGGGUACUUUAUCUAAUGAGGCCAAACAUUGGUGGCUUUGAUUUUCUUUUUCUUUUAAAUUUAAGCAUGUAUUCCUACUAUAAUUCGCACUACUAUGAUUGAUGUAUGGAGGUAGUAGCUACAGUAUAUUAAUGGUUGAUGUGCUAAUGUUAACUUAUUUAGUCAGACUCGUAAUAUUUAAUUGCUGUCGGAGGUUCUGCUUCUUUGAACUCGGAGCUAGCCUGAGUAUGAUUGCUCUGUGCUUUCGAAUUUAUCUGAAGUUGGAGUA